This is a messenger RNA of Tachysurus vachellii, 1577 nucleotides long. RefSeq names its product ladybird homeobox 2 (gene lbx2). The transcript has 2 exons. NCBI's taxonomy places the organism in Eukaryota, Metazoa, Chordata, Actinopteri, Siluriformes, Bagridae. Gene Ontology annotation, molecular function: DNA-binding transcription factor activity, RNA polymerase II-specific; DNA binding. The coding region runs from base 70 to 855 and encodes 261 amino acids. Gene Ontology annotation, biological process: regulation of DNA-templated transcription. The record is from RefSeq and is a predicted model, not a curated record.
AGAAAGAAGCGAUCGUGGCUGUUGCUCAAAAUAGAAAACUUUUUCUGAACACUUUCUUAUAGGACUGCAAUGACCUCCAGUAAAGACAUGAAGACUGGCUCGGUGUUGCAAUCGGGCAGCGAGGAGAGGAGACGGGGUCCUUUAGAUCAGCUGCCGCCCCCCGCUAACUCCAACAAGCCUCUAACUCCGUUUAGUAUUGAGGACAUCUUAAACAAGCCGUCCGUGAAGAAGUCGGUGACGAAUCUGUGUCCGCCGCGCGUGCUUGAGAAGGUAACGGGAGCGAACGCUGUUCGGAACGGCCUCAGCACUCCGUCCUCACCCUUAUGCGCCCUGGAGGAGCUAGCAAGCAAAACUUUUAAAGGGCUUGAAGUCAGCGUUAUACAAGCGGCAGAAGGUCGCGAACACAUGAACGCUUUCGGCCAGAGGCAGGUGUCGAAAAAGCGGCGGAAGUCGCGCACGGCCUUCACCAACCAUCAGAUCUACGAGUUAGAGAAGCGCUUCCUGUACCAGAAGUACCUCUCGCCGGCUGACCGUGAUCAGAUCGCUCAGCAACUCGGCCUCACCAACGCACAGGUCAUCACCUGGUUUCAGAACCGACGAGCUAAGCUCAAGAGAGAUCUGGAGGAGAUGAAGGCAGAUGUCGAGUCGCUGAAGAAGAUUCCCCCGCAAACGCUGCAGAAACUUGUAUCUAUGGAGGACAUCGACGAUGCGCACGGCGGGUCGGCUCCGAUAUCACCGAGCGCGUCGCCGAGAGCGCACGGCCUCAGAGUCUUCCCUCAGUCGCCGCCUUCAUCCCGGGGCCAAACCACAGACGAGUUCUCCGAAGAGGACGAAGAGAUUGAGGUGGACGAUUGAGACCUGGCCCAGUCAUUUUCUGUACCGGGCGUCUAUUUUCUGUGCUGAUGAAUAUGAAAUGUCCUCCCUGCUAUGUGCAGCAGACGAACAGCCGUUUUUAUCCACACAACUUUUGCACGAAUGUUGAACAAUGCGGAAGAACUAAAAAGUGAAAGGAUGUUUUUUUCCAGCCCGCUUUUUUUCUGUCUCUCAUGUUUUAAUUUAUUGCAAGGAUUGUAAAAGCUUCCAUGACUGAAGAUGAGCUGAAAAGGAGUACAUUUUCAUUCAGUAGGAUAUGAGAAUUGAUUAGUGAUUGUGGUACCAGAUCACGAACUCAACAUGUGUAUGUACUUUUAAAGGUUUAUUUUAUGCCACAUAAAUAUGGGGAAACUCGUGCAAUUGUUUCGUUACGCAGUUCGUCAGUAGUAUCACACCAACUACACUACUGUUAUAGCUGCUAAUGAUACUCAUCUGCCAAAUGUGAUUUUCUUUUUUUUUUCCAACGAAUUUCUCAAGUAUAUAGUCAUAUUUAUAUUUAUACAAUGUCAAGAAAGAUGUCAGUUGGGCCAUAGGAUUAGUAUUUGCUAUUUCACUGAAAAUAUUCCCAGUUACAAUUGCUGAAACAGUUUCUUCCAUAUUAGUGAUAUAUUUGUAAUUCUGGUCCUUAAGCCUGGAUGAAAAGCCACUCUGGUCAAAACUUUGAAUACAAAUAAUAGCCAAAUUAUCCAAAUAACAGGGGGUAA